Molecule: messenger RNA, 17003 nt
Organism: Lethenteron reissneri (Far Eastern brook lamprey)
Lineage: Eukaryota; Metazoa; Chordata; Hyperoartia; Petromyzontiformes; Petromyzontidae
Product: piezo-type mechanosensitive ion channel component 2-like
Cellular component (GO): membrane
Molecular function (GO): mechanosensitive monoatomic ion channel activity
Source: RefSeq, a predicted model, not a curated record
CGCUGUUGAGCUCCGUCAGCCGAGUUUGCGGUGGCGAGGCAGUGACGAGGGCUGGCACCGAAGUUGUCGUGCGGGAUCCACAAACUCAACCCAGGCGUGGACUCUGCAGAAAAUAUUCAAAGCAGAGAAAUCUGCGCAGCUCCAGGUGCGUUGCGUCUUCACCACCACCACCAUCAUCACCCUGCGCUGCCUGGCCCCGUCUCCUGCUGCCACUCGGAGCUCCGGGCUCCCCCACGCGGCCGCCGUCUCAAGGAGAAGCCAAGCGGGCUCACUCACCCGACUCACUCACCCCCCCCCCCGGCUCGCUGCGGCUGCUGCUGCUGCUCCACUCGGCGGCUCCGGGCGAUGUCCCGGGAGCCCCGCGGAGAGGGGGAGGCGGCGCGGAGCAGCGACUGAGGCUCGGCCGAGCCACGCGGGGAUGGCGUCACAGGUGGUGUGCGGACUUGUGUUCAGGGUGCUGCUGCCAUUGUGCCUCAUAGCAGCAUGCCUCUUCCGCUACAACGGACUCUCCCUCGUCUACCUCGUCUUCCUCCUCCUCAUCCCGCUCUUCGCCGAGCCAACCAAGGAGACCGUGAGAGGCCACACCGGCCGUCUCGUCAAGGCCAUCUGCUGCAGCAGCUUCCUCUUCCUGUGCCUCCACCUGUGCUUCCAGGCGACCGUCACCGCCUUCUCUGCCCAGCGGCGCCUCGACCACACGUUCAACUGUACCUACUUGGAGACCUUAUCCAGACACGUUGGCUUUGUUAGGGUGCACGAGGCAGACUGGCCCAGCGCCCUGCGCCUCUUCGCGCCCGAGUUCGGGGUGUUCGCCGUCGGCUUCGUGGCCUGGUUCCUGUGCUGGAAGCUGACGUGUCAGCCGCACGCCCGGAGCCCCUGCGCGCAGUCGCCGGGCGCCGGCAGUGACGAGUUGGACGAGGAGGCCGAGGCUGCGGAUCUGGACGAGGACGACGCGGAGGGAGGAGACGAGGCGGACGAUGAGUACGAGGAGGAGGGCAGCGUGGCGGAGGGGGGGGCGGCCUCCGAUGCGGAGGGCCCCGACGGCCUGGCGGAGGAGCCCGGCCGGCGGGAGAUCUUCCUCGCCCGGGUGGCCGCCUUCGCCUCGCGCCUCAAGGAGCUCAUCGGCAAAAUCAUCACCACGGCCGGCAAAGUGGUGGCCACGGUGAUGCUCGGCCUCGCAGGCGUGAUCGUGCCGUCGCUCACAUCGCUCGCCUACUUCGUGCUCUUCAUGGCGCUCUGCUCCUGGUGGGCGUGCGGCCGCUCCAUGCCGGAGCUCGCCUUCGGCUGCGUGUGCGUCGCCACGGCGCUCUUCAGCGCCGGCCACCUCCUCGGCCUCUACAUCUACCAGAUGCCAGCGCUGCAAGAGCUGGUGCCACCCGGCGACCUGAACGCACGGCUGUUUGGCGUGACGGCCGUGAUCCGCACGGACUGCUCGGCGCCGUGGCAGCUGGCGGUGCACGGCGACGUGGCGUGGCCCAGCCUCCUCAACCCGGGCCUCCUGCUGCUGCUCUACUUCACCGUGGCCACGCUCGUGCGCAUGUGGCUCUACGAGCCGCUGCGCUCGCAGCAGGAGCGGGAUCUGCUGCUCGAGGUGCUGCCGCCCACGAGGGAGGGCUCCGCCGAAGCGCAGCAGCAGCCGACGACGCGGCACAAGUGGUUCAGUGGCCCCCAGCACUCGCUGUCCUCCGUCGACGAAAGCAGGCCCUUGAGACUGGCUCCAGAAGAGCUGGGAGUGUCCAACCCCGUGCUCUACACGGCCAACGGGAGCCCCGGGCGCCCCGUGCAGCACGACGGGGCCGCGCGGCGCCCCUCCCCUCUCGUCGACCUCCGCGACCUCCGCGACCUUGACAACCGCGACCUGCUGAUCGACCCUGGCGACCCCCUCUCCCCGGGCUACGUGGAGAUCCCCAUCGAGUCGCCCUCCUCGUGGAGACCUUCGGCUCAGUCCGGUUUAUCAGGCCAGGGGUCAAAGUGCAGCUUGGAGGGUGAAGCGGAGGCCGGGGGUCAGGGGUCGGACCCGGCGGGACACUUUGGGACGGUUGGCCGGUUUCUGAUGCAGCAGAGCUACGUGACGGCACUCAUCGCGAUGAUGGCGUGGAGCAUCACCUACCACAGUUGGCUGACCUUCGUGCUGCUGCUGUGGUCGUGCCUCAUCUGGAUGAUGCGGAACCGGCGCCACUACACCAUGCUGAGCGCUCCCUUCCUCGUGGCCUACGGCAACGUGCUCUGCCUGCUCGCCUACGUGUGGAGCCUGCGCCUCAACGAGCACGAGCUGCCGCUGAAGGUCGGGGUGGUGGAGUUCGCGCCAAUUGGCCUGGUGCGCGAGGACAUCCCCUGCGUGUCUCUCGGCAGCAAGCUGCUGUACAACGCCACCUUCUGGCUCCUGCUGCGACAGCGCCUGAAGGAGCGCCUGGAGGCGCAGCCCGAGAAGGAGCAGCCCCCACCCCCACCCGGGGAGGGCGAGGGCGAGGCGGGCAGCAACCUGAUGCACGUGCUGGGGGCCCUGGUGCGCGGCCUCUUCGUCAAGUACUGGAUCUACGUGUGCGGGGGGAUGUUCUUCUUCGUGGGCCUCCAGGGCCGCCUCGUCACCUACAAGAUCAUCUACAUGGCGCUGUGCCUCGGCUGCGUGGCGCUCUACCAGGUGCAUUAUAACUGGUGGCGCCGGUUGCUCAAGUACUUCUGGAUGGUGGUGGUGUCCUACACGAUGCUGGUCACCAUCUUCAUCUACACCUACCAGUUCGAGUCCUUCCCCGGCCUGUGGAGGAACAUGACGCGGCUCUCGGACUCGCAGCUGCGUGAUCUGGGUCUGCAACAGUUCAGCGUGUCGGAGCUCUUCACCCAGGUGCUCAUCCCCACCGCCUUCCUGCUCUGCUGCAUCCUGCAGCUGCACUACUUCCACGACAGCUUCCUGGCGCUCACCGACCUGGACAGCGCCGCCCGCGCUAACCAGGGCGUUGCCUACAGCUACUCGAAAGUCAGUGGGAGAGUCUAUGUGUUAGUCAAUAGCAUCAAGGAAAAUCUAGGCAAAAGGCGUCCCCAGCUUGCCACGGACGAGGGGAGCCUCCCGGACGUGGGCAUGCAGAGAAAUGGAGCGGUAGGGGAGCAGCCGGGAGGCGGGGAAGAGGCUGCGGUGGACGAGAAGGAAUCAGCGGAGUACUCCACGGAGGACCGGGAUUCCCCGCCACCCGACGGAGAGAAAGAAGAGGAUGAGGAUGAGGACGAUGAAAUGGAGACGGAGGAGGAGGAAGAGGAGGAAGAGGAGGAGCGGAACAAGUGGAUGCUGGUGCUCGACCGGCUGACGGUGCUCUUCCUCAAGUCGGUGGACAUUCUGCGCAAGGUGCAGACCCUGGCCUGGCGCAUCCUGGAGCUGCACAUCAUCAAGGUCGUCUCCUUCUACAUCAUCUGGAUCUCCCUCAAGGACGUGUCCCUGAUGAACUCACUCUUCCUGGGGCUCUGGGUGUUCGCGCUGCCAUGCGUGCGCUUCCGGCCGCUCGCCGCGUCCAUCAGCACCGUGUGGGCGUGCGUGCUCAUCAUCUGCAAGAUGAUCUACCAGCUGGACACCAUCGACCCCAUCCACUACUCCAGCAACUGCUCGGUGCCGCUGCUGAAUGAGACGUCGUUGGAGACGGAGGAGCUGCUGCGAGGCUCCACACUGUACGCUGGGCCCGUUGAUCCCCUGCCUUGGGUCGGGAUUCGUAAAUCACGGCCGGUGUUCUCCUACAUCCGGCACCACGUGGUGGCGCUGGCGCUGCUGGUGGUGGAGAUCACGGUGAUGAGGCGGCAGCUCUACCACCGGCUGCACUUCGGCCUCACGCCGCCGCUCAUGAGCACCGUCUUCGAAAACGUGUCGCGGCGCAACCUGGACGAGGGCAUCGUGGGUUGCAUCAAGUACUUCAUCAACUACGGCUUCUACAAGUUUGGCCUCGAGAUCUGCUUGCUGACGGCGGUGAACACGGUGGGCCAGCGCAUGGACCUGUACGCGUGCCUCCACGGGGCCUGCAUGCUGGCGCUCAUGGCCCGCCGGCGCCGCAAGGCCAUCGCGCAGGCCUGGCCGCGAUACUGCCUCUUCCUGGCGUCGCUCAUGCUCUUCCAGUACCUGCUGUGCAUCGGCAUCCCCCCGGCUCUCUGCAAGGAGUACCCAUGGAGGUUCGCCGGAGCCACUUUCAACUCCAACCUCAUCAAGUGGCUCUUCUUUCCCGACUUCGCAAUGAGACCCAACCCCAUCCUCAUCAUCUACGACUGCAUGCUGCUGCUGGUGGCGUCGCUGCAGCUGUGCGUGUUCGAGGAGGAGAACCGUGCGGCCGUGCGCCUGCAGGCCGGGGACAACGUGGAGGUUUGCUGGAGCCUCAACGCCGUCGACUUCAGCUCCGACAACCCCGUGCCCGACUUCAUCCACUGCAAGUCCUACCUGGACAUGAUCAAGGUGAUCCUCUUCAGCUACCUCUUCUGGUUCGUCCUCAUCGUGAUUUUCUUCGCGGGCACCAUGCGCAUCAGCUUCUUCUGCAUGGGCUACCUCGUGGGCUGCUUCUACUUCCUGCUGUUCGGCGGGCAGCUGCUGCUGCAGCCGCUGCGCCGGACGCUGUUGCUGUGGGACUACAUGAUCGCCUACAACGUGACCGUCAUCAUUGUGAAGAACGUGCUCUCCAUUGCCGCGUGUGCCUACCUGCGCUCGCUCGGGGAGAACUGCUGCUGGCUCGUACAGGCCUUCAGCCUGGUGUGCACCAUCAAGGGCUACAACCAGGACUUCCCGGACCCCAAGCUGUGCGAGCUGCCCCGCGCCGAGGCCGGCAUCAUCUGGGACGCCAUCUGCUUCUUCUUCCUGCUGCUGCAGCGCAGGGUCUUCCUCAGCUACUACUACCUGCACGUGGUGGCCGACCUGCAGGCCUCCACGCUGCUCGCCUCGCGCGGUGCCGAGCUGAUCCACGCGGAGAUGGUGAAGUCCGUGAAGGCGCGCAUGGAGGAGGAGAAGAAGUCCAUGGACCAGCUGAAGCGGCAGAUGGAGCGGAUCAUUGCGCGGCAGCAGAAGUUCAAGAAGGGAAAGGAGUCAGCACCGGUCGAGGGUGAACAGGAGCUCACCACACACUUCCAAGCCCCGGAGGGCGCUGGGAAGGAGAUUGGGGAGAAGGAACCCGGUGGCAAGAAGAAGAGGAAGCAGUGGUGGCGCCCAUGGGUCGACCACGCCUCCAUGGUCCGCUCUGGCGAUUAUUACCUCUUCGAGACGGACAGUGAAGAGGAGGAGGAGGACGAGGAGCGAGACGGCGCCGCCACACAGAAGAAGAGCGCCUUCCAGUUUGCGUACCACGCGUGGGUCACGGACUCGCGCUCGGCACUCAAGGAGCGGCAGCGCGAGAAGAAGCAGAUCCGUCGGGAGCAGAGAGACAAGCAGCGCAGCAAGCAGCGUGACGGAGCAACCGACGUGAGGGUGGACAUCCCCGAAGAGGACGAUGGGACAUCACCUGCUGACGAGACCCAGGGGGAGGAGGAGGAGGGCCCGGACGGCGUGGUGCGGCGGGCACUCUACAUCGUCAAGUUCACCUACGUGCUGUCCCUCGCCUUCCUCGACUCCUUCGUCGAGUGGCUGAACGCGGUGUCGCGCGAGUACGCCAACAUCUCCACCGUGCUGCGCAUCGAGCGCUGCAUGCUGUCGCGCGAGGUCAAGAAGGGAAACGUUCCCUCCAAGGAGAGCAUCAUGAGCUACUACCACACCAAGAUGAACCACUCGGAGGACGAGGCGUCGGUGGACGAGAGCGGCCCAAGCUCGGGACGAGGGCCCCGUCGGGGCGAGGGGAGCCAGGCCCGCGAGAGGGGAGCAAGGCCCGCGCGACUCCGUGGAGCCGCCUCCAGCCAGGACUCGGUGCUCAUGUCGGACAGCAGCCCCUGCAGCUGCGUGACGGAGGCCACGACGCUGUGGUCGCAGCAGAAUACGCUCGACUCGGCCGGAGAGGACAUGACUCCUGGCACCGCCGCCACCGUCGCGGCCGCACCGGCCACGCCGAUCACGCCGAUCACGCCGAUCACGCCGAUCACGCCGGGCACGCCGGGCACGCCGAUCACGCCGGGCACGCCUGGCGAGCGGUUUCGCCCGCGCCUACGCCGCUCCAUCCACGUGGACGACUCGCAGUCGUCCUCACUCGACAGCUCCAGCCAGAUGCAGAGCGAGGCCACGCAGGUGACGACGCUGGCGUCGCGCCAGGGAACCGCCGACACCAUCGAGGAGGCGUCCGACGAGGAGGACGCGGCGGCGCGCGGCGGCGCGCGGGGACGGCGCGAUCCCGGCCGCGGCCGCCGCCGCGACGGAGACGACGAGGAGGACGACGGGGAGGAGGAGGAGGGGCGGCGGCUCCGUCGUCGGGGGGCGGCGGGAGCCACCGGGACGUCCGACUACAGCUGCGCGACCGGCGAGGGAGCGACGAGCGACGACGUGGAGUUCGAGGCGGAGGACGAGAGCCCCGCCGAGUUCCCACGCGGCAUCGACGAGGCGCCGCCCACCUACAGCAAGGCCGCCAGCCUGGACUCGCUGCCGGAGGCCGGGGUCGUCGUCCUGCGGAAGUCGCCGGCGCCGAAGGAGGCGGCGGCAGUGGACUUGGGCGACCGCCCCAAGAGCCUGCUGUCGGUGCAGAGCGGGGACGCGCCCGCACUGGCGCUGUCCCACCAGCACACGGCCAGCGAGCUGCUGCUCAACAGGCUCUUUGAGGACGACGACCUCGACAACUCGGACCGCUUCUACGCGGAGCAGACGCGGCUGCUCAAGCUCUUCUUCGCGCUCUACAACACCGUGGUGGCGCGCUCUGAGAUGAUGUGCUACUUCAUCAUCAUCCUCAACCACAUGAUCUCGGCCUCCAGCAUCACGCUGGUGCUGCCCAUCCUCAUCUUCCUGUGGGCCAUGCUGUCCGUGCCGCGGCCCAGCAAGCGUUUCUGGAUGACGGCUAUUGUGUACACCGAGGUGACGGUCGUCAUCAAAUACUUCUUCCAAUUCGGCUUCUUCCCCUGGAACACGAUGGUGAGGCUUGCCCUGAGCCUGGACAAGCCCUUUGACCCGGCGACCAUCAUCGGCGUGGAGAAGAAGGAGGGAUACGUUUACUACGACCUCGUGCAGCUGCUCGUGCUCUUCUUCCACCGCUCCAUCCUCAAGUGCUACGGCCUUUGGGACGACGCCGAGGAGGAGCGAGCGACCCCGGGCGACGAGGCGAGCGCCGGCGGCGGGGACGGCUCCCCGGCGGCGCCCGGCAGCCGCAAGCCGUCGUGUCAAGAGGCGGCGCGCCCGCUCGGCGAGCGGCCCCGCAGGGCCAGCGCGGAGCCCGCCCCCUCCGUCUCCGUCGCGGGGCCGCCCCCUCCGGGCCCGCCGGCCGUCGCGGGGCCGCCCGCCGUUCCGUCCGGCCCUCUGCUGGCCGUGCCGAGCGGCCCGGGGCCGGGCGGCGCCGGCUGCCACUCGGACGGCCCCCGGCGCAAGAGUUCGGGGAUCUCUCAGCUGUCGGGCCACAGCUCGCGGCCAGGGAGCAGCCGGAAGGGCAGCAGCCGGAAGGGCAGCAGAAUGCCGACCCCGCCGGCCCCGCGCACCCGGAAGGAGCUGCUGAUGAUGAAGGCGCAGGAGCUGGCGAUGCGGUGUCGCAACUUCGUCAUUGCCCGGGUGCUGCAGGUGUACCGCCCCAUCCGCCAGUUCUUCUACGACCUCAUCCACCCGGACUUCAGCCCCGUGACGGAUGUCUACGCCCUCAUGUUCAUGGCCGACGUCGUCGACUUCAUCAUCAUCGUCUUCGGAUACUGGGCGUUCGGGAAACACUCGGCGGCUGCGGACAUCGCGUCCUCGCUGUCCGAGGACCAAGUGCCCCAGGCCUUCCUCGUCAUGCUGCUGCUGCAGUUCAGCACCAUGGUGGUGGACCGCGCGCUCUACCUGCGCAAGACCGUGCUCGGCAAGGUCAUCUUCCAGGUCGUGCUCGUGUUCGGCAUCCACUUCUGGAUGUUCUACAUCCUGCCCGGUGUCACCGAAAGGAAGUUCAACCUGAACACAGUGGCCCAGCUGUGGUACUUUGUGAAGUGCGUGUACUUCGGGCUGUCCGCCUACCAGAUCCGCUGCGGCUACCCGACCCGCAUCCUGGGCAACUUCCUCACCAAGAAAUACAACUACAUGAACCUCUUUCUGUUCCAGGGGUUCCGUCUGGUACCCUUCCUGAUCGAGCUGCGCGCUAUCAUGGACUGGGUGUGGACGGACACCACGCUCAGCCUCUCCAGCUGGAUCUGCAUCGAGGACAUCUAUGCCAACACCUUCAUUCUCAAGUGCUGGCGCGAGUCCGAGAAGAGGUACCCCCAGCCGCGCGGGCAAAAGAAGAAGAAGAUGGUGAAGUACGGCAUGGGCGGCAUGAUGGUCUUCCUGCUCAUCUGCAUCGUGUGGUUCCCGCUGCUCUUCAUGUCGCUCGUCAAGUCGGUGGCCGGGGUCGUGAACCCGCCCAUCGACGUCUCCGUGUCGCUCUCUCUCGGCGGAUACGAGCCGCUGUACAUGAUGAGUGCCCAGCAGCAGUCCCUGGUUCGCUUCUCCGAGACGGAAUACAAGAAACUCACCAACACAUUCGGAAACCAAGCGUCGGCGAUGCAGUUCAUCACCGUCUACUCGGCAGAGGACAUCACGACGGCGCGACUGGCCGGGAACUCGACGGCCGUGUGGGGGAUCAGCCCCCCCAGCCGCAACAAACUCAUCCAGGAACUGCUUAGCAACGCGUCCGGCAUCACCUUGCGCUUCUACUGGAAAAUACAGCGUGACCCGAAGAUGGGGGGGAAGUCGGAGGUGUCGCGCGAGAAGCACACCAUUGAGAUGAACGCCACUCACCCGGCACGCGCACAGAUCGCUGCCAUGCUGCAGGACAGCAACACGCACAGCGCUGUGCUGAUCAAGAACCUUUUCCCUCCGUACCUGAAAGCGCCCGGUGGCCCGGACUCAACACCCGUGCGACAGAUGCUGCCAGAGGGCGAGCGCAGCUACUCCGACGUGGAGCUGGUGCUGAGGCAGGGCGGCCCGGCGGGCGGCAGCCACGCCGAGUGGUGGAGCCUGCGGCAGCUGCGCAGCGACUGCCCCGGCAGGCGCUGCGACGACAUCCGCAUCAUCGUGUUCAGCGACCGCGUCAGCCCUCCCAGCCUGGGCUUCCUGGCGGGCUACGGCAUCGUGGGCCUGUACGCCUCCGUGGUGCUGGUCGUGGGCAAGUUCGUGCGCGAGUUCUUCAGCGGCAUCUCGCACUCCAUCAUGUUCGAGGAGCUGCCCAACGUGGACCGCGCACUCAAGCUGUGCACCGACAUCUUCCUGGUGCGCGAGACGGGCGAGCUGCAGCUGGAGGAGGACCUCUACGCCAAGCUCAUCUUCCUUUACCGCUCGCCCGAGACCAUGAUCAAGUGGACCCGCGAGAAGGAGGACUGAGCCGGGCGGCCGACCGUCUCUCAACGGUCGUUUCUCUUGAGCAGCGCUCCCCCCCUUGGAGUCCGUGUCACGCGAUGUGCCUGCCGAGCUGCUGUGGGGGAGACCGAUGUCACCGUUUCUCUUAUCUCGUGCCCACCUCUCGGUUCGGUGGUGCCUCCUCAAGUCUUCGAGUCCAGUCUCUGCUCUCACACCGCGAGGCGCAAGCCCGGGCCCCGUUUUCCACGAUGUGGCUUCUAGCUUGUGGCUCUGUGCUCCACAUUGAUGGUGAAUUAAUUAAUUGAUUAAAAGUCUGGAUCCUAUUCGAGUAACGAGUCCCUUUGCCUGGGCUUCCCUUUAACCCCAUGCGUCUCCCCGGUGGAGGUCGGUUUCCGGCACCGUGACGGCCAACCCCGGCUCUCGCUUCCGUGGACUUGUAGCCUGGCAAACGGUUUUCAUGGCCCAUCGUCUCUUCUCAACAACGCGUGCAGGAUGCGGGCUCCCGUUUCAACAAAGCCUCGGGCCUGGGAGUCCUUAAGAAAAAAUGUCCACUGGUUUGCAUCUUGCACGUGAGAUAUUGCAACAAAGCUUCUUCAAGUCUGGGCUUUCCAUUCAUUAAUGAAUUACAGAAAGCGUGCGUCUUGCAGUUCAGAUAAUAUUCCAUCGAGAGUCAUCUUGAAGGGCUCCCAAGGCAUUCCCAGCUCGACCUGGAAUCUUCCAAGAUGCUGCUGGCUUUGGAUUCCACGGGCGAUGAGCUCCGGCUGGAGGGGAUGAUCGAGUGUUUUUUUGCUGCCGAGGCAGGGAGAUGGGGCGCAGUGCUACCCCUGGGACACAGUGGAACCCCUCCCCCGUCUUCACGACGGCACUGGGACGAUCGUCUGAUCCCCGUUGGCACUGUGGUGCCCGUCACUAAUGGGCAUCGCCGCCGCCACCAGCCUUCUCGGCGAGGGCGGAGUGCACUUUGUAUUUAAUUAUUUGUUCACUUAAACUUUUAACCAAUCGCGGUCGGCAUGCACUGAAGUGAGUAAUUAUUGUGCGCAUACUGUAGUGCGUACUGUGGUUGUAGACUUCCGUGUCGUGUCUCACACACUGGUGAUACUCAAACUAGACAUCUCCUCCUUGCCCAGGCCCAGAUGAGAUGCCGUCUUGCAGUAUGUCUCAUUUCCUUGCCGAACAAAUAUGUAUUUAAACUUUUACUAAAGACAUAGGAAAGGACAGACGUUUUCUGCAUAGGUUUGGAUGAAAAAGAUAAUAAUGAAGCUACUGAUACCAUUUACAGUGUAAUAAUUUCGGUCUCGCUCAUUAGUUGACUGUAAAGCAAUGGUCCAGUCUGCGUGUUUAGAUUUGGACAAAGCAGAAUAGACCUGAACACUGUAAUUGACAUUUUGUGAGAUUCUAUUUUUUUCUUGUAGUGUGGAGAUUUUGAUUUCUCUUUUACUGAAUCUAAUUACCAUUGCAUGGCAGCGCUGUAAUUGUGCGGAGCCCUUCGGAGCCUGAGGACGAGCGGCACUAUGAAGAUGCUAAAGAUGAUUUAUUCCCAAUUAAAUCGAUUGAUCGAUUGCUAUGUAAUGACCUAUAGCCUAGUCGAUUACGAAUCGAGCUCAUCCACCAAGCUAGGCGGUGUGUGUGUGUUACAUUUGCCGGUGGCCCUGACAUCCUGUGGCAUCAUGGCACCACACCGGGUGGAACGCCUCCGCCGCCUGCGCCGCGUGCGAUCCCAGCCAGCACGGGGACCUCCACGGCACGGGUGGUUUUCCACCGGCUGAUUUCCGUGCCAGGUCCGGACCGGACUCGUUAGGCGCCGGCCUUUCCUCUCGCGGCUCGGCCGCAGCGUGGCUGAGGCGGAGGAGGUUGUAGACGCCGCUGGUCAACACGGUUCGGUUCGCGCGUUGCCGGUCGUUCACGCCGCCGCUUCGGCGGGAAAGCGCUCGGGGGGCGUCGUUUGAAUUCGAGAGUUGUUGUUUGUGUGUGGCGGCACGCACGCGCCGCAGUGCCACGACCUCGCCGAUCGAUGUGGGUGCUGCUGCUAGGGGUGAGCAUGUUGAGACCCGGCUGUAUACCUCAUCGGGGUCGCGGUGUUCCUCGUGUGGGCGCGUCCGACUUGUGGCGAUGGCCUCCGUGAUGCGGCAUGGUCACGUGGGAUUUUCAUUUUUUUAUCAUGGAAACAAACUGCUUCUGUGUUAAAUUUCACUUCCCAUUAUGUUUCCAUAAACGCGAAAUAUACCCGCGACAAUAUUGGCUUAAAAAAGUGCGCGCAGAAAUUCGAUUUAGACAAUAGCGAAAUAACAGUUACAAACGAACGUUUUGUGUUAUGUGUGUAAAAUGGGUUUUGGAAUGCAAGCGUUGUCGCGUUGACUUGCACACACCAGCAGAAUGGUUCCCAUCCCCAACACGGCUCUCUGUGCUUGGGCACAGACUGCCAAGCACGUCCUGAGAUUGAUUCAUGUUCCUGGGUUAGCGUCAACGUUGCCCUCUGGCGUUACAUUGGAAUCGUAUUCUGUACAUGCCAAGUCCGAUUUUGGUUCGAUGUUGGAUAUAAUCAGUGAGCCAGUGUUGAUGGCCCAAAGCUCAUCGAUAAGACGUCGCACUGAAUAAAUGUACAUGUUUUACCACGGUCUGAAUGAUCAAGUGCCAGUGUUGGGGUAUGUGACAGAAUGAUAUUAAAUUAGGCACGGUUGUGUGGUAAUGACUAAAUAUUGGCUGUAGCUAACACAAGCACGUCUUGUUUUAUGGAAACAUAACUUUGGCGUCUUCAAGUCUUUUUUGUGCACCUCAAAACGUCCCUCUCGACUUUGUGCCCCGUGGCCACGUGGCCCCGUGGCCACGUGGCCUUGUUUCGCGAUGUGCGCACGUCCCCUUCACCCUGCGCCGUGUCCCACUCGCUGCGCCUGUAACACUGCGGCGUGGCGAGGUCUGUCUUGUUGACAUUUCCGAAGGAGAAGGCUCCACCCAAUUCCUUUCUCCCUAAGUCAACAACAGUCCUUGGCCAAAGUUCGCCACCAGACAACCCCGCUGUGUUGUGCCGCGGUCUAUCCCUGCCGUCCGUGCUGCUUACCCAGGAGCUGUGGAGGGCGCGGGCAGCGCCUGGCUCCCCUUCACGUCGGGCGGUGCAUGCAGCUCGCGCUCGCCCCGCGGCGUGUCCCGAGAGGUGCCCGUCUCUCCACGUCUCUUUAACUCCAUCCCUGACUCUCCGCUCACUGUAGCCUCACGUUAGACAUAACCCUCGUUCACAUCGCCUGACAUGGCCACUGUAGUAUAUGCUUGAGACGCGCGCGCGCACGGGGCGUGCCAUGGCACAGGGUGGCGAUCUGUGCCCACAGGCUUCACCUCCCUGGCACUCGCCGCGUGUCUCGCGCGCACACAAGAGCACAACUAUAUUUGUAUCAACGACGCAUCGGCAAGCUGCCCGUCUUGCACUAUUAUAGAGUGUGAGAGGGGGGCGCGUGUCCAGCACGCUCCGUAAACAGUUACCGGCAAGGCGCACGCACGCACACGCACGCACACACACGCACGCACGCACACACACGCACACACACGCACGCACGCACGCACACGCACGCACGCACACACACGCACGCACACACACGCACGCACACACACGCGGGUAAUGACGGGGUGAGGGAGGGUUCGUUGGCGUGAGCGAGCGGGUCAGUGGACACGGACGGCCUGCGCUGAGUCACUCACUGGCCGGGCCCGUCCGCUCAGACUUGCGGCCACGUGGGGCCACUGGGCUGCGAGUGGCCCACGAGUGACCCAGUCGCGGUGCCCCACGCAGGCAGUCCACGGCGAUGUUUGGUUGCGCCGUGGAUAGCCAAUAGCAGUGCGCUGACUGACUGACUGACGUUGACUCGUCUCACCUGACGAUGUCGGGCAGCAACGUCACAAAGCCGUCGUAGCCAAUGCCCUUGACGCCACCAUUCCUCGUGCCCGCUUCGUCGUCAGAGGAGACCUUGUAGGUGGUCCACGCGGUCCUCUGGCACUGCAGUCUCCUUGUGUUGCCGGCUUUCCCCUUGGAGACCGACCUCGAUCCCGUCACACGCGGCCCACACACCGCGACCACGUGCUCCCGAUGACGUCUCCAACACUCUCAUGUCCUGUUUGAUUCUGAGUUUACAAUAAGUGUCACGGCACCACGGCCUUGAGGCUGUGUUUUUUUUAAUCAUCAGUCUACCUGCACAUUCUCAGGGAAUCGGGGGUGUCUGUAUGUUGGAGAGGGAAUUAUUCACAGAUCCCGUGCAUUUGGGAGCCGUUUGUCAAACGCGUUUGCAUCUACAACGCUUUUGGUAGAACAUCGAAACACAAGCGGACCACCACCAGCUGUGCUCCGCAGCUCCACCGGUGCCUUUCUGGCAACGGUUGUCCAGCGUCUCUCGCUCCUCGUGCUUUGAGCUUCACAAACUGAGUCCCUCAAGAGGCUCCCAGCACACGGAGUGAAACGUCGGACAUCAUGCCCGAAAUAAAUAAAAAAUAACACGCGGUACGACCCGAGAACACAUUGGAGAGCCAUCGCACUUAUUGAUGACCCAGCCGAGUCUGCCUUGCGUCCUCUGUAGUUAAUCACGGUUCCAUUACCCCCCUUCCCUCACCCCAUACUGAUCCAGCUGCGGUGGCUGCUCUACCGACGGCUGGCCCACGAUUUCGUUCACCUCCGUUCAUCUCGCCGUGGUAUCGAUCGCAUUUCCUGUCGUCCUGCCGCACGGGGCGCCCUGCCCCCUCCGUGGUUCGAUCCCGACCCUGGCGCCUAUUGUAUGUUUCGAGUUUUGCACGUCUCUCUCUCUCCGUGUGCUCGCGUGGAUCUUUCUCCGGUUCCUCCUGUUGUUCCCUCCACGUUUAGAAACGCGCGCUUAUAGUAUUUUAUUGCGAUACAUUUCCACAUGAUGAUAAGCCACUUCGUUGAGCUAUCAUUUGUGGCCAGGUCGCUUCUGAAAUAGAGCUGCAUAGCUCAGUGGGGCCUACCUGGUUAAAAUGAAACUAGUUUAUAGGUAUUUUAAGUUUACCCGGCACGGCUGACAUCAUCCCCUCUACUUCCCUCUUGACUACAACUACGUUUCGUGCCGUGUCCCCCACGUGGCACCCGGAUCUGUGCCACUGAUGGAGAAUAGAUGCUCCAUCGGCCUUGACCGUUCACCAGCACCGUUAUAUUAAAAGCAAGGAGUCUGUGGAUAACACGACAGGGUUCAUGGAUGGGAGGUGAAGGGUGAGAAAACGUCGCUGUACUCUCAACAUUGAAUUGUCCUUAAUAUAAAUGCCCAUUUUAAACACGAAUUUAUGGGCCUCCUGCUAUGGAAAUGUGGAAUUUCCACCACUAGCUAAGGGCCCCCAAAUGGAUGAGUGCCGUCCAAUUGUGAAUUUGCGUGGGGAGAUGCCGACUUCAAAUUGGUUUAACGACACCGGUUCAGGGAUAACGGGAAAUGUUCAUCAUGCGACCUGGAAUCAUCACGGUGACUGUCGUGAGAAGUUCACAUUUAGGGUGUCAAUGUUCCUGGUGUGAAGCGAACUUUCGGCACACUCAAGAGACCGAGUGGUACAAGAUCGUCGUCACCCCUCCGAUGUCCGCUUCUGCUUUUGCUCUCUAUCGUGUCAGGUGACGGCAGUGGCCACCACGAUACUUCGCAGACAAAUGGGCGAGUCUGAUCAAUAAAGUCGGUAUUUUAUUUGGCAGUUGUGCAACAUUGCACACUCGGCGCUGCUUUCAGUCUGUUGGUACUCAUCGGCAAACCACAGCUGGGCACAGUGCUGGAUUAUCGUAGUAGAAAAAGUAGCUACGUAUGUAGUAGCUACGCGCCCUGCACUUUCAAGGGCCCCGCGCUAAAUGCUUUCAAGCUUUCAAUUCCGGUCCAGUGAUUCUGCACUUGCUCUAUUACUAUAGUACUAUACCGCCUUCAACUUUUAUGAACGACUCGGUGUUUAAGGUUAGCGAUUUGUCGUAUUAUCUGGCUGUAUAGAAAAUGAAAAAAUACAAGUAAAAAACUUUGUGUUUUAAUAUUUGUCUUUUUAUUUUAUUUAGGGCCCCUUUAUAACAUCAUAUGAUACAGACCCCGCACUAGCUUAAUCCGGCACUGGCUGGGCACACAGGUGCCGGCGUGGGGUCGGAGUGCCGUGGUCAGCGGCGUGCGUUGUCGCGCUGCGUGGGUGACAUGCACACACGCCAGGGCGUGCUCGCGAGCUGCAGUUCACAACGAGACAUGAAGAAGCCAUCGGAGGGAAGCAAGCGGUGACCGAGCUUUGCAUUUAUUGAACAUAUUACACAGAUUUGUGAUUUACAGAAUAAGCAAUGUACAUGUUACUUAUGCACUCUAUAUAUAAUUUAUUGAUAUUUUGCCAUAUUCGUAAAAUGUGUUUAAUUCACUACCCCUAUGAUUCUAUCAUGAGGUCUGAUAUAGAAUAAUGCUCCGAAUCAGACAGAACUCCGCGCCCAGAGGCUGUCUCUGUACGUGCUGCGUGCGGGUGUGAAAUCGGCGUAGUAGACACAGUCCUUCACAUUGGGACUAGUAUCUGAUUCAGACUUAAAUUAAGGGUCAGCAUCCACACUAAAGAUCUCAUCAUCAUCUUAGUUACAAUAUACACUGUGUCGGUAGCGUAUCCAGGAAACCCCACGUGGUCUCCAGAUUCCGUCUCAGGAGGGAUGUUGAGAUAGUUUAUGGAUUUUUUUUCUUCAAGGAAGGAUGAGGUCACAUUACCCUCAGAAAUCCCAAACUAUGGACCGUGCAGUAAACCACCAUAGUCUGCGCUUCUUCAACAGAGGAGGAGGAACAGCAAGACGACACGAACUGUCUCUGCUGAAGCCCUCUCGUCGUGACCAGCAGCAGACCUUGACAUUGGCAUCGAGCUCUCGAACGGGCGCUGCCAUCGUGCACAAGAAUAUCACCUAAAGAAGCCCCGCAGCGAGGGGAGCACGCCGCUCAGGUGAUCCGAGCAAUCCUCCAGCCGUGCGGUCUUCUACGGGCACUCGCCUGCUGCCCUGCGCAUCACACGCGGCUGCUGUGUGCGUGUGCUCCACGGCUCCCUUCCUCUUAAGUUGCUGCACCACCGGCACGUUCCACGGAAGGUGCUCAUCACAGCACUUGGCUAGGGUCCAUUUUUGCAUAGAGUAGUAAUCACAAACUCUAUUUUUAUUUAACAAAGAAAAGUCGAAUUCUUACGCGACAGAAAAAGUCAAAGCAUCUCCCCUGCCAAAGUGUGCGCUGAGGCGUGGUGCUCAUUUCCAAUCGAGAGCCUUGGGAUUGGGCUGAAAUAUCCACAUUAUCAUGGCAGGGAAAGGUAUUUCCACAGGAUGAACACUUCUGCUGACCUCCCAAGAGGCGCUGGUACUUGUUGUUUUCAACCCAGAGAAAUGACUGCAGUGUCACCCUAGCCAGAUGAGCGAAACACAAUAUUCAGUCUGGCAAUGUAGUGACCUAACCGUGGGAAAAGGGCUCUUGACGUUAAGCGGGGAACCGAUGUUACAUUGCGUUUCCAGGCAUGUCCAAUAAUGUGCCGGCCCUGGGCGUAGCCGAUCUCCGCCUGUCGCGUGGCCGCGAGGAGAGGGUAUAUAUGAGGGUGCUGGUGAUGUGGCGGUUGUCUGUGAAGGAACCUGCUGAGUGUAUGCAUGCAUUGGUAUACUGCCCGCGUGUGCGUAUUGUGUGUG